Messenger RNA from Ornithodoros turicata, 1525 nucleotides. RefSeq lists its product as uncharacterized. Bases 120 to 1502 code for a protein of 460 amino acids. Lineage: Eukaryota; Metazoa; Arthropoda; Arachnida; Ixodida; Argasidae. The record is from RefSeq and is a predicted model, not a curated record. The transcript is spliced from 9 exons.
AUGCUCUCACAACGACCGUUUGUGACUCCUCUCGUUACAGGGGCAAGAAGAAGUUCCUUCUUUUAGGCGUAGGGAUCCUCCUGAUUUUUCUCGUAGGAGGCGCAGCCGUAGCCGCCACGAUGAUGAGUAAAGGAAAAGGAGGCGGCGGCGAUGACGAUUCUGAUUCGGAUGGACAGGAUUCCACCGAUCCUCCAUACUCCAUACCGCCGCCCCCUUCGGAUAACGCGGGGACGCCAGCGCCGGGGCCGACCCCGACAACGACGACCCCAUGGCCACUCUUCGACACGGUUAAGCAUCCUCUGCCUUCCCAGCCGCUGAUCUGUACAGUCAGCCACGCACGGUUGGAUCCGAUUCCAACCUCCGUACCGGAUGGUCUGUGCCUCUUCUUGAUGUACAGGCCUGCACGAACCCCGUUCACGGCACCACCUGAUGCAGUUUUGACCAGGUUCACCGCCCUUGCGUCCAAGUUGUCCAAGACACGGUGUGGCAUUGAUAUCGCGCAAGAAAUCCGACAAAAUGCUAUCGGCCAGUUGGCCAGCAGCAUGAGCGCGACUACGGAUCUUUACAAAAAGAAGGUGUACGACUACAGCGCCCUCGACUUCGACAUCACGGUGGCGAUGUCGGAUGCGGACGUGACUCAGUUCAUUGGCUUUCUCAAGAACUUCAGCUCGAUCCAGGAUUACAACAGAAGGACCAUAACUGGCCCCUUUGGCUACAUAUUCGUUGGUGUCUCCCCCAUCGGAAGAGACUCGGGUGACACGUUCAAAGAUCGCGUCCAACGGAUCAUCAAUGAAGUAAAGCCAGAUGCCAUUUUGUUCCUGACGACCUACCUUCGAACAGACAUUACGAAAUACAACUGUAGGGUAUCUGCUCCGUCAAUGUGGACCGACGCAACAAUGCCUGAUCAGCCGACAUUUGUGAAAGCGCUGGAGUUGCGAAAUCGCUUAACCAUACCUGCCAACGUGGCCCAGCUUCUGUCUCUUACUGCGCACGGAAGGUGGGCGCAAUUUGGACCGAACCAGAUACCGGCUAAAAGUGACCGUGGAAAGCCCAUCUCCUUCGAUGACAAUCGGAUAUGCAUUGCUACAGAAGCGUCCGAUAUUGUGGGCUAUACAUGUGCAAACAGCGGUUCAGAAAACUACUCAACCUACCAUGAUGACAGAUAUGUUGGCAAUCAAGACUUGUGCGAUGAAAAAAGGCUGUCACGAAUCAUACGUUCAAGCUGGCCGGAAUGGACCGGCGGCUACGAUAGCGUGAGGCUCAUGAGACUCAAAAUGUGCAUGGCAUACAGGGACUAUGGCUUUCGCGGAGGCUGGGUGAUGUUCGACCUGCAGCUCAGUGAUGUAUCGGGCUAUUGUUUCGUCGAUGGGAUCCCGUAUGGAUUCAUACGUGCUGUUAAGGGAUACGCAUACCAAACACAAAGUUGCGACACCGUAAAGUUCGCGUGUGUUGUCCAAACGGUCAGCAGUCGGAAGAUUCUGCAACGUCAUCUUCUAUUGUAGAAAUAAAAUCCCUGCCGAGUCUA